AUGACAGGUGACCACCACCAGAGCCAGCGAUUUGGUGAAGUGUUGGGGAAGGGACUCAAGAAUUCUGAUCUCGUCUUGGGCUAUGGUGUUGACCUCUGCUUCCUGAACUACGUAAUAGGAAAGCAUCCAAGAGUGAAUAAUAUAAAAUUUGGAAAAUCCAACUAUGGGAAGCGUGUGGAAGGCCCGGGAAAUGUGACUGUCAUGAACACAAGUCAGACAAGUUUCAUUGUACCUGUUCUUUACAUUUCACCCAGCCCAGGAAAAAAAUCCAGCCAACCAAUACUGGAAUCAACACAUAAAUCAAACACUAUACCAGAAGGUUCCUCUAUCUGUCACCAAUAUAAUCAUCCUCAUCAUCCUGAGCACUACCCUGGAUACCACCUCAACAGUCAGAAAUAUGUACAGGGACAGAAAGCAGAGCUGCUUAGUGUGAAUAAUCCCUGGGGAAUUGGGACACAUGCUUUAACACUCUUGACUGAUGGAGCAGAAGUUAGGCGCACCGUGUUCAAAUGGCUUAUCAAUCAAAUUUUCAAUAAACCCAAUAUAUCCUUCCAGAGGACAUCUUGGCCCCUCUGGGUGAUUAUUAUUCCUGGAAUAAUGGUAAUCCUGGGAGUAACUAUUGGUCUCCUUGUACAUUUUCUGGCAGUUGAAAGAAUGUACUAUUACCAAGGUGAUUUUCACAUUUCCGGAGUCAUGUAUAGUAGCAGUUGUGAAACUACUCCUUCCCAAGCUAACACAGAACUGAGCAGAGAUAUUGAGGCUAAGAUGCUAUCUGUGUUUCAGAAUUCUAGAAUAUAUAAAGAGUAUGUCAACUCCCAGAUCAUCAAAUUUUUGCCUCAUUCAAAUGGGUCGAAGGUGCAGUUACAUCUGACGUUCAAGUUUCCUCCAGGAAAGAGGCAUAGCAUGCGGACUAAAAUCAGAGCUAUCUUACAUCAGAUGUUGAGAGCCAACCAGGAAACGUGGAAAGCAGUUCCCACUUCCAUUCAAAUUAUGGAAAUCAGCAAGUUUAAGACUGACAUGCUUGUCAACAAUUGUUGUGGAAGACCAGUGGUCGACAGUGCUGCAACUGGCAACCGGGUUGUGAAUGGGAGGGAUGCCCAGGAAGGGGCGUGGCCGUGGGUGGCCAGCCUGGCGUGGCGGGCCCGGCACUUCUGCGCAGCCUCGCUCAUCGGCAGCCGGUGGCUACUCUCUGCGGCUCACUGCUUUGCUAAGUAAGAAAACGAAUUAAGCGACUGGACUGUUAACUUUGGACUUGUAGUAAAUAAACCGUAUGCGACCUACAGAGUGCGGAGGAUCAUUUCGCAUGAACAGUUUAAGUCCGCUGGGGUUCACAAUGAUAUUGCACUUGUGGAACUGGCUAAGGAAGUGUCUUUUACGAAGUACAUUCGUAAGAUUUGUCUGCCUGAAGCCAACAUGAAGCUCUCAGAGCAGGACAGCGUUGUGGUUACAGGAUGGGGCGCCCUUUCUAUGAAUGGUCCUCGGCCUCUGAUACUCCAAGAAGCUCCGUUGAAGAUUAUUGACAAUGACGUCUGCAAUGCCCCCCACGUGUUAUCUGGCUUGGUGUUGGACACGAUGCUAUGCGCUGGCUAUUUAUCAGGAGGAGUCGAUGCCUGUCAGAAUGAUUCUGGUGGACCAUUAGCUUAUAUUGACUCCAGGAGAAUCUGGCACCUUGUUGGAAUCGUAAGCUGGGGUGAUGGAUGUGCUAAAAAGAAUAAACCAGGCGUCUACACACGAGUGUCUUCUUAUCGUGACUGGAUCAUGUCCAAGACGGGACUCGGAAAGAAAAGUAAUUAUGAAAGGGACUAGGAAGACAACGUCAAGGUCUUCCCCAUUGCUUCAAGACCUUCUUCUGUUCAUUGAUGGCAAAUGGAUCAUUUCCUUAUGCAACAAAAUACAAAUGCCUAUAUUUCUUUAUAUCAAGAGCACUAUUUACUUGUUUGUCUAUUUAGCUAAUUUAGAUGAUAGAAAGAAAAGAAAUAAGGCCCAAAAGUAUUUUUCGUAAUUGCCUAGUUUUCAUUAAAUCUUAUAAUUAUGUUCCAAACUAAUUCAAUUGGCUUUUUCAUAAUUAACAGGAAGUAAACAUUUUGAAAGUAUGAGAACACGUAUGCAGGAUCUAUCAACUGUAUUCUAUUAAAUACAUUAUAAUUUCACUUUGUUAAGCUGGAAUGUGGGAGACAAAGAAUUUGCAUUUAUUUUUAUCUGUAUAUGAAAUAGUCUGUGUGCCUCAUAAAAUCAGAUGUUGGGAGACAGGUGAUC
Perognathus longimembris pacificus (Pacific pocket mouse) is the source of this 2256-nucleotide messenger RNA. RefSeq names its product transmembrane protease serine 11B-like. Lineage: Eukaryota; Metazoa; Chordata; Mammalia; Rodentia; Heteromyidae. The record is from RefSeq and is a predicted model, not a curated record. Gene Ontology annotation, biological process: proteolysis. Gene Ontology annotation, molecular function: serine-type endopeptidase activity. Gene Ontology annotation, cellular component: plasma membrane. The transcript is spliced from 13 exons.